Myripristis murdjan (pinecone soldierfish) is the source of this 1234-nucleotide messenger RNA. It is a transcript of the gene mrpl9, whose product is annotated as mitochondrial ribosomal protein L9. Lineage: Eukaryota; Metazoa; Chordata; Actinopteri; Holocentriformes; Holocentridae. The transcript has 7 exons. The record is from RefSeq and is a predicted model, not a curated record. Gene Ontology annotation, cellular component: ribosome. Gene Ontology annotation, molecular function: structural constituent of ribosome. Gene Ontology annotation, biological process: translation. Bases 209 to 1135 code for a protein of 308 amino acids.
GAGGUCCUUUUAGAUCACAGGCGCUCCAAUUUGACGCUAUAUUUUCGCGUUAGCUGCUGCUGUUUCUCUCGGCAUGUUAUGAGCUUGUGGCCUGGAGUUUAAGAUGAGCCCGUCCAGUUAAAGUGUGCUGUGUGUGUGUGUGUGUUAUCUGUUGUGGUCGUGUUAGUUGUCGUGUGUGAAGCCAGAAGCUGCUGUGUGAGGAGGAGCCAUGUGGAGCUGCGGCCGCCGCGUCCUUCAGGAGCUGCUCUCCCAGCCGCCGGCCAGGUGCUUGUCUCAGACAGCCGUCAAGAAUACCGUUGUGGUGGAGCGCUGGUGGCAGGUCCCUCUGUCCAAAGUAGGAAGUCCACCAAGGCUGCACCCUCGGAGGCACAGAAUCUACAAGUUGGUUGAAAACACCGCGCACAGUCCCAAGCAGAAGAUGGAGCUCAUCCUGACCCAGACUGUAGAAAAGCUUGGUGGGCGCGGAGACACCGUGUUUGUGAGGAAAUCUGUGGGCCGGAACAAGCUGCUGCCCCAGGGCUUAGCCGUGUAUCCAUCACCGGAAAACAAACAGAUUUUUGCCGAGGAACUCAAACGUUUGCGUGAAGGGACGCUGGAGGAAAGAGUGCAGACACGCACCGGACAGCUAACAGUGGAGUACCUCAAACGCUUAAAGCUGACGAUCGAUGAUAUACCUUCAGCUGACGUCGUGCUCACGAAAGAGAUCGUUUGCAGACAGAUCCUCAAGAGGUUUCGAAUAGUGGUGCCACCUCAUGCACUGAGACUUCCAGAUGAGCCGAUCAAGAGUUUUGGAGAUUACUGGUGUGAGAUUACGGUUAAUGGAAUAGACACGGUGCGUAUCCCCAUGUCGCUGGCGCCAUAUCAAGACCCUUCUGCCAGUUUCCAGAAAAUCUUGAAGAAACAAAAGAAGGAGCAGGGAGAGGCAGCCACACCUGCUGGUGAGGAGGAAGAGGAGGCAGUUUUGAAGGCAGUUUCUGAGGCGGCAGGAGAACCUGAGGCCGAGAAAGAGGCUGCGACUUCUCUUGCAUCCUCAGCUGCAGCAGGAGCCUCGGCAGCAGCUCCCGAUGCUGCGGAGGCUCCACAGACGAGUCAAGACACAUCAGCGCCACCAAGUGACACCCCGAAGAAAGAUUAAUGGACAUUGUUAAACAUAAACUCCAAACGAAGACAACAGACUUUGAUAACUGUUUACCUCCAUUACAGUUUGAUUAAAUAUACAAGAACAACAGUCAAA